AUGGAUACAUCAUCUACCGACAAGGCUGGGGACAUCGCCGACAAAGAGAAGGGCAAUUUCACUGCUGGUAACAACUACAGUAAUGACGAUGUAGCACUCACUGCCCUCCGGAGGAUCACAACCGACGAGCCCGGUCACCCAACCCACUGGCCGACAUGGAAGAAAUGGAGCAUCACCGUUGUAUACUGUCUGCUACAGACGUUUGUUACACUCACGAGUACGACAUAUGUGAGCGCUGAGUUUCUCAUUGAGGAGAAGUUCAAUGUUUCCAAUGCUCAAAUUGUGGCUCUGGGACAGAGCAUGUUCAUUCUGGGCACUGCUGUUGGACCUGCAUUCUUGGGACCUUUAUCUGACAUUGGAGGCCGAAAAUGGGUCUACGUUGUCGCCAUUCUGUUCUAUGCGCUGGUCAAUAUUGGCUGCGCUAUGCCGCUGAACCUACCAAUGCUUAUCAUCUUCCAGUUCCUGAGUGGCACAACUGGUAGUGUGGCUCUGUGCAACGUUGCAGGAACUAUUGCCGAUAUGUUUGGCAGCGAGGAUGGUGCCGGCCAGCCUAUGGCUCUUUUCGUUGCAUCGGCCAACAUCGGUCCCAGUAUUGGAUCGCCUGUUGGUGAAUGGAUUGCAGACAAUGUGAACAUGGGUUUACCUUGGAUCUUCUGGAUCAACGUCAUUAUUGCCGGUGUUUUCGCUAUUGGCAUGUGCUUCAUGCCCGAAACCCUCCCUAGUGUUGUGAUUCGCAAGGAGGUCAAGAAACGAAACAUUGCCGAACCUGAGGAGAUCGCGAUCCUUGAAGAGAAGGUCAAUGUUUGGAAAGAGAUCAGGUUUGUUACUCUAAUGGCCCUUCGCAUAAUGGUCACUGAGCCCGUUGUAUUGUUUCUCGGCAUUUACAACGGCUUUGCAUACGGUCUUCUCUUCCUGUACCUCGAUGGUGUUUUCGACGUUUUUGUUUUGAACAACGGCCUCUCAUACAUCGGUGCAGACCUGACCUACCUCAACUUCGUUGUUGGCGUCGUUGUCAUGUUCUGCUUUGUCCCACUUCAGACUUGGCUUUUCAGGCGAGACCGCAUGAAGAACGGUGGUGUCGGCAGACCUGAGGCCCGCUUCCUGUUGUCUCUUGUCACAGUCUGGCUCUUCCCUGUUUCCCUUCUUUGGUUCGGCUUCACUAGCGAUGGUAACACAUCUUACUGGUCUCCAGUCGUUGCCGGUGGUGUGCUCGGGUUCUGCGAUCCCUUGCUGUGGCUCAGUAUGUUGAACUAUAUCACUGAUUCUUACACUACUGUUGCUGGUUCCGCCAUCGCCGCCUUCCUUAUUCCGUCAUUCAUCAUCGCGGCUGGGUUGGCUCAUGCCGGUAUUGCCAUGUUUGAUAACAUGAGCACGAAAUGGGCAAUGAACACACUUGGGUUCGUCUCAUUUGGUCUGGUCGCCCUCAUCUAUGUGAUUUACUUCUUCGGUGCCACGAUGCGUGCCCGGUCGAAGAUUGCCAGAUCUCCGUGA
Messenger RNA from Truncatella angustata, 1491 nucleotides. RefSeq names its product vitamin b6 transporter bsu1. Gene Ontology annotation, biological process: transmembrane transport. The transcript has 3 exons. Gene Ontology annotation, molecular function: transmembrane transporter activity. Lineage: Eukaryota; Fungi; Ascomycota; Sordariomycetes; Amphisphaeriales; Sporocadaceae. Bases 1 to 1491 code for a protein of 496 amino acids. The record is from RefSeq and is a predicted model, not a curated record.